UAAAAAGCGGAACAAUUGCGGAGGUUCUUCUGUUAACGGUAUAUUUAAUAGAAGUAUGAUUGGAUAUCAUUACUUCGAUGUACAACUGAAAUUUCGGGAUUUUGAUAACGUUGAACUUACGCCUAUUUAUUUUCGGGGCUGCGUUUUGAACUCUUUGGAGAAAUUCUUUGGUGAAAUAGGCGGCAAGACAAGUUUGGAUAUUGUGAAAUUUAGCGUUGAACAGCGACGCGUUGUUUUCCGCGUUCCCGAGGAGUUCUACAAGCGCAUCCAUACGGUAAUCACAUUAAUUGGCCACUACCAGGAAGUACCCUGUCAUUUUCAAGUGUUGAAAACAUCUCGAACCCCAUUGGACUUCAAAAAGCAUUUAAUCGGAGAAGAUUAUUGUGAAGAAGAUUAGUUAGACUACAAUAUACUUAAAGC
Molecule: messenger RNA, 420 nt
Organism: Drosophila hydei
Lineage: Eukaryota; Metazoa; Arthropoda; Insecta; Diptera; Drosophilidae
Exons: 2
Coding region: 56-397 (113 amino acids)
Biological process (GO): tRNA 5'-leader removal
Cellular component (GO): ribonuclease P complex
Source: RefSeq, a predicted model, not a curated record